GAUGGAAGAUUCAGGCAUCCAGCGAGGCCUCUGGGAUGGAGAUGCCAAGGCUGUCCAGCAAUGUCUGACAGAUAUUUUUACCAGUGUUUACACCACCUGUGACAUUCCUGAGAAUGCCAUAUUUGGGCCCUGCGUCCUGAGCCACACUUCCCUGUAUGACAGCAUAGCUUUUAUAGCUCUCAAGUCCACUGACAAAAGAACAGUCCCUUACAUCUUCCGGGUGGACACCUCUGCGGCCAACGGUUCCUCAGAAGGUCUCAUGUGGCUGAGGCUGGUCCAGUCCGCCCGAGAUAGAGAGGAGCAGAACCUUGAAGCCUAUAUCAAAAACGGACAGCUGUUUUACCGCUCUCUCCGCAGGAUUGCCAAAGACGAGGAGUUACUAGUUUGGUACGGGAAAGAACUGACUGAGUUACUCUUGCUCUGCCCAUCUAGAUCCCACAGCAAAAUGAAUGCGGGAUCGACCCCUUACACAUGCCUGGAAUGCAGCCAACGCUUCCAGUUCGAAUUCCCCUACGUGGCGCAUCUGCGCUUCCGCUGCCCCAAGAGACUCCACAACGCGGAUCUGAGCCCUCCGGACGAGCAAGGCGCAGGCGGCGGCGGAGCCAAGGAUCACGGGGGAGGCGGCGGCGGUGGCAAAGAACCGCAUCUACCGCGACCCGAUACCACCACCUUGGGCCCGGGCCCCAAGUUCUGCAAAGCUGCUCCCAUCCACCACUACCCUGCGCCCUCUCCCGAGGGCACGAACCCGCCUCCCGUGGGCAGCGGCGGCGCUAAACCCUCCACGGAUUUCCACAACCUCGCCCGGGAGCUGGAAAACUCCAGCGGUGGCCGCAGCUGCUCGCCCGGCCGCAGUCUCGGCAGCGGCAGCAGCAGCAGCAACAGCGGGGCCGGCAGCGGAGGCCCCCAGGACGCGGAGCUGAGUCCCGACGGCCUGGCCACGGGCGUCUGCAAAGGGAAAAGGAAAUUCCUGGAGGAGGCGGCGGAGGGCGGCGCGGGGCUAGUGGGGGGCCGAGGCCGCUUCGCGGAGCGGCCGCUGCCGGUGUCCAAGGAGGACCUGGUGUGCACGCCGCAGCAGCAGUACCGCGCCUCGGGCAGCUACUUCGGCCUGGAGGAGAACGGCCGCCUCUUCGCGCCGCCCAGCCCCGAGACGGGCGAGGCCAAGCGCAGCGCCUUCGUGGAGGUGAAGAAGGCGGCCCGCGCGUCGGGGCUGCAGGAGGAGGCGGCGGCGGACGGUGCAGUCGCCGCCUCCGAGGAGCAGGACGCGGGCGGCGGUGGAUCCUCCACGCCCGUCGCUGCGUCCCCCGCGGGCGCCGAGAAGCUGCUCGCUCCGCGGCCUGGCGCACCGCUGCCCGGCCGGCUGGAGGCCGGGAGCCCCGCGCGUGGCAGCGCCUUCACGUCGGUGCCGCAGCUGGGCGGCGCGGGCGGCACCGGCGCGUGCGGGCCGGGCGGCGGCGCGGCCCCGGGGAGCGGGCAGGGCGCGACGUCGGACGAGCGCAAAAGCGCCUUCUCGCAGCCCGCGCGCUCCUUCGCGCAGCUGCCGCCCUUGGUGCUGGGCCAGAAGCUGAGCGCCUUGGAGCCUUGCCACCCCGGGGAUGGCGUGGGCCCCGCCAGACUCUACCCCCCCGCGGCCGACCCGCUGGCCGUGAAGCUCCAGGGCGCUGCGGACCUGAACGCGAGCUGCGGGGGACUGCCCAGCGCGGGGGGCGGCCUGCCCAAGCAGAGUCCUUUCCUCUACGCCACCGCCUUCUGGCCCAAGAGCUCUGCGGCCGCCGCUGCAGCCGCCGCAGCCGCCGCCGGACCCCUGCAGCUACAGUUGCCGUCGGCUCUCACCCUGCUGCCGCCCUCCUUCACCUCGCUGUGUCUGCCCGCGCAGAAUUGGUGCGCCAAGUGCAAUGCCUCCUUUCGCAUGACCUCCGACCUAGUGUACCACAUGCGGUCGCAUCAUAAAAAGGAGUACGCCAUGGAGCCCCUGGUGAAAAGGAGGCGCGAGGAGAAACUCAAGUGCCCCAUUUGCAACGAGUCCUUCAGGGAGCGCCACCACUUGUCCAGGCACAUGACCUCGCAUAACUGACCCCGGGAGGAAGGAACCUGGCCGCCCUCCAACCGCCAAGCCACUUAUCUGCAGGAAUAGACCUUCGAGGACACCCCACGACCUCCUUGUGACUUACACGCACACACACACACACACACACACACACACACACACACGACGGUGGAUUUUAGAUGGGGUGGGUUGUUCGAGGGAUUGUUUUGCUUUCCGAAUGCACGCAUUUUUCACUUUCCCCAAACAAAAGUACAUUUUAAAAAAUGUCAUAUAUUGCAACAUAUUGAUGCAUUUGUCAUACGUUUCUACUUAAAUUAUUAAGCACUGACGGUUUAGAUGUAAUAAUUAUAUGUAAGGACAAAAUUUAUUUUAGAUAUAAAGGAAAGGAGGAUGCAAUGCUUUCUGCGUUUCUUGAUGACCGUUUGCAUUCUUACAAAAAAUAAAAUAAAUAAAAAAGGGGGGUCACCGUUCAGUUUUAGUUUCCAGGGGGGAAGUGCAUGUAUCAUGAAAUGAUUAUGGACUUCGAUGAAGAAUGUCAUCAUUAUGUAAAUAUGUAUUUUUCUUUUAAUACAAAGUGUAAUUUUGUGCCCGUGAAAUGGAGUCUGAAUAGUUACGUGUUUCUUUUAUCCCCGGAAAGAUUUAUUAAACUUUAUAGACUA
Molecule: messenger RNA, 2703 nt
Organism: Suncus etruscus (white-toothed pygmy shrew)
Lineage: Eukaryota; Metazoa; Chordata; Mammalia; Eulipotyphla; Soricidae
Gene: PRDM8
Product: PR/SET domain 8
Exons: 3
Coding region: 2-2071 (689 amino acids)
Biological process (GO): regulation of DNA-templated transcription
Cellular component (GO): nucleus
Molecular function (GO): protein binding
Source: RefSeq, a predicted model, not a curated record